GACAACGACUUGUGAGCCCCAUGGCGAUCGGUAGACGUGCCCCAGCCUUUGCUUCGACUGCUGUCUUGCAGGUUCGAGCAGGCUCAGGCAGAGCCCUUUCGACCAGCGCUGCAGCCCAGCAGCGGACAUACCGCGACACAAUCCCCAACCUCGCCCUCGGUCCGUCUUCUCGCGUUCUCUUGCUCAAUGCGACCGGUCGAGCCUCGACGCUGCAUGCCAAGCUGUCACUCUCGCUCGGCACCAACAUCGUCGGCGGCACCUCCUCCAAGUCGACACACCCCGAUGCGGAGCUGGCUCAGAAGUUUCCCCUGUUUCCGGAUGUCCGGACGGCCGUGCGAGAAUUAGGCGGCGUGGACGCGGCUGCCGUGUUUGUGCCGCCGAGUGCUGCGGCCGAUGCGGUGCUGGAAUGCAUCGAGGAGGAGAUUCCCACCGUGGUAGCCGUCGCCGAAGGGAUUCCGACGCGAGACCAGAUGCGCGUCAUGGCGGCCUUGCACUCCCAGUCCAAGUCGAGGUACCUCGGCGCAAACUCGCCGGGCUACACCAAUCCAAGAGGUGCACGGUUGGGAAUCGCACCCGUCGCUGCGGCCAGCCCGGGGUGUAUCGGCAUCGCCGCUCGAUCGGGUACGCUGUCGUACGAGGCCAUGGGGGCCACAAAGGAUCUCGGCCUUGGACAGAGCUACUGUCUCGGUCUGGGCGGUGAUGCCUACCCUGGAACGCGCACGGAUGAGGCUCUAGAAUUUCUGCUAAACGAUCCCACGACUAAGGGCAUCAUCAUUGUUGGCGAGGUGGGAGGCACGAUGGAGGAGGACGUGUCCGACUAUCUCGACUCUCUCCCUUCACCACCGUCCAAACCCAUCGUGGGCUUCAUUGCAGGCCUCGGCGUUCCCGAAGGGAGAUCCUACGGCCAUUCUGGUGCAAUCUACCACGAUGGUUCCGCCCACUCUGCCUUGCAGAAGCGCAAAAGGUGGAUGGCGUCAGGCGUGCGUGUCACGGGCACCAUUGGCGAGACGGCCAUGGCGAUCAAAGAAGAGAUGGAUCGACUAGGGAUCGAGUAUCCCUAGUGUUACAGCCUGUAGAGGAGCUUGUACUCUGGAAUCGCACCUUUGCAACGAGCCUCAUCAUCUUGCUCAGGCAGCGACAUCAGUGUGAAGCCAGCCUUUUGAAGCACGCGCACUGAUGCCUCGUUGCCCUUAUACGCGCUCGAUUUGACCUCGAGCAGUCUUCUCCCUUCUUGGUUCUCAGCUCUCGAAACGGUGAUACGCUGGAGAAGCGAGAGCAGCGACCGGACGG
Acaromyces ingoldii is the source of this 1290-nucleotide messenger RNA. RefSeq names its product succinyl-CoA synthetase-like protein. The transcript has 3 exons. Gene Ontology annotation, cellular component: mitochondrion; succinate-CoA ligase complex (ADP-forming). The record is from RefSeq and is a predicted model, not a curated record. The coding region runs from base 21 to 1061 and encodes 346 amino acids. NCBI's taxonomy places the organism in Eukaryota, Fungi, Basidiomycota, Exobasidiomycetes, Exobasidiales, Cryptobasidiaceae. Gene Ontology annotation, molecular function: succinate-CoA ligase (GDP-forming) activity; succinate-CoA ligase (ADP-forming) activity. Gene Ontology annotation, biological process: tricarboxylic acid cycle.